Messenger RNA from Symphalangus syndactylus (siamang), 2310 nucleotides. RefSeq names its product ubiquitin-conjugating enzyme E2 D3-like. Lineage: Eukaryota; Metazoa; Chordata; Mammalia; Primates; Hylobatidae. The record is from RefSeq and is a predicted model, not a curated record.
GGAGUCUUGCUCUGUCGCCCAGGCUGGAGUGCAGUGGCGCAGUCUCGGCUCACUGCAAGCUCCGCCUCCCGGGUUCACGCCAUUCUCCUGCCUCAGCCUCUCCGAGUAGCUGGGACUACAGGCGCCCGCCACCGCGCCCGGCUUAUUUUUUUUUUUUAUACAUUUAGUAGAGACAGGGUUUCACCAUGGUCUCGAUCUCCUGACCUCGUGAUCCGCCCGCCUCGGCCUCCCAAAGUGCUGGGAUUACAAGCGUGAGCCACUGCGCCCGGCCAAGUCUUGUACUGAUUUUCAAAGGGAAUACUUCCAGCUUUUACUCACUCAAUAUGAUAUUGGCUAUGGGUUUGUCAUAAAUAGCUCUUAUUAUUUUCAGAUGUGUUCCAUCAAUACCUAGUUUAUUGAGAGUUUUUAACAUGAAGGAAUCUUAAAUUUUAUCAAAGGCCUUUUCUGUAUUUAUUGAGAUAAUCAUGUGGUUUUUGUCUUUGGUUCUGUUUGUGUGAUGGAUUACGUUUAUUGAUUUGCAUAUGUUGAACCAACCUCAUAUCCCAGGGAUGAAGCCAACUUGAUCAUGGUGGAUAGGUUUUUUGAUGUGCUGCUGGAUUCAGUUUGCUAGUAUUCUAUUGAGGGUUUUCGCAUCAAUGUUCAUCAGGGAUAUUAGCCUGAAGGUUUCUUUUUUUUUUUUUUUUUUUUUUGUCUCUCUUCCCAGUUUUGGUACCAGGAUGAUGCUGGCUUCAUAAACUGAGUUAUUGAGGAGUCCCUCCUUUUCAGUUGUUUGGAAUAGUUUCAGAAGGAAUGUUACCAGCUCCUCAUUGUACUUCUGGUAGAGUUCAGCUGUGAAUCCAUCUGGUCAUGGGCAUUUUUUGGUUGGUAGGCUAUUAUUGCCUCAAUUUCAGAACUUGUUAUUGGUCAAUUCAGGGAUUCGACUUCUUCCUGGUUUAGUAUUGGGAGGGUGUAUGUGUCCAGGAAUUUAUCCAUCUCUUCUGGAUUUUCUAGUUUACUUGUGUAGGGAUAUUUAUGGUAUUCUCUGGUGGUAGUUUGUAUUUCUGUAAGGUCAGUGGUGAUAUCCCCUUUAUCAUUUUUUAUUGUGUCUAUUUGAUUCUUUUCUCUUUUCUUCUCUAUUAAUCUAGCUAGUGGUCAAUCUAUUUUGUUAACUUUUUCAAAAAACUAGCUCCUGGGUUCAUUUAUUUUUUGGAGGAUUUUUCAUGUCUCUAUCUCUUUCAAGUCUGCUCUGAUCUUGGUUAUUUCUUGUCUUCUGCUAACUCUUGGAUUAGUUUGCUCUUGCCUCUCUAGCUCUUUUAAUUGUAAUGUUAGGGUGUUGAUUUGAGAUUUUUCUAGCUUUCUGUUGUGGGCAUUUAGUGCUAUAAAUUUCCCUCUUAACACUGCUUUACCUGCAUCCCAGAGAUUCUGGUACAUUGUCUCUUUGUUCUCAUUUGUGUCAAAGAACUUCUUGAUUUCUGCCUUAAUUUCAUUAUUUUCCCAGGAAUCAUGCAGGAGCAGGUUCUUUAAUUUCCAUGUAAUUGUGUGGUUUUGAGUGAGUUUCUUAAUCGUGAGUUCUAAUUUGGUUGCAAUGUGAUCUGUGAGACUGUUUGUUGUGAUUUCAGUUAUUUUGUAUUUGCUGAAGAGUGUUGGCAUGGGGAGGAGGCUGAGGCCGCAGCUUGAGUGAGGGAGGCCCUGGCCCCUCUGCACCUGUGUCUGGCAGAGCUGGUGUGAGACGAGACAAUCCUGCGCCACCGCUGAGAUAGUUAAGAGUUUUGGCCGGACCUUUGAGCAUACACUGAGAGAGUGAGGAGCCAGACGACAAGCACACACUAUGGCGCUGAAACGGAUUAAUAAGGAACUUAGUGAUUUGGCCUGUGACCCUCCAGCACAAGGUUCUGCAGGUCCAGUUGGGGAUGAUAUGUUUCAUUGGCAAGCCACAAAUAUGGGACCUAAUGACAGCCCAUAUCAAGGCAGUGUAUUCUUUUUGACAAUUCAUUUUCCUACAGACUACCCCUUCAAACCACCUAAGGUUGCAUUUACAACAAGAAUUUAUCAUCCAAAUAUUAACAGUAAUGGCAGCAUUUGUCUUGAUAUUCUAAGAUCACAGUGGUCACCUGCUUUAACAAUUUCUAAAGUUCUUUUAUCCAUUUAUUCACUGCUAUGUGAUCCAAACCCAGAUGACCCCCUAGUGCCAGAGAUUGCAUGGAUCUAUAAAACAGACAGAGAUAAGUACAACAGAAUAUCUCAGGAAUGGACUCAGAAGUAUGCCAUGUGAUGCUACCUUAAAGUCAGAAUAGCCUGCAUUAUAGCUGGAAUAAACUUUAAAUUACUGUU